CGACCCGGUGUUGUUAGUGGCCAGGAAAUAUUUACAGACGAACAAAACUUAAUUGGAAGCAAAGGAAGAUAAACUAGUCUAUAUAGUUCGUUGUCGCUAGAAAGACCAAAAUGGAGUUUGAAAUUGAUAGCCAAAAUAGUCUUGUUUCUAACUUAAAACAAGACGAAAAUGGAAAUGAAGUGAAAUCAUUGAUGGAGAUUUCUAGCAACCCUCAACUUGGUCAAGGAAGGGAAGAGGAAAAUGACAGAGAAAACAAAGCACCCAGUACAAGUGACAUGAAUAGCAAACAGAAAACUAAGAAAGUGAAAAUACCCCAUCAUAAAAGCACAACUGACCAAAUGAAGAAAUGUAAGAGAGAGAAUCGUGUAGGAAAACCCGAGAGAACUGCAUGUAAAGGUACAAAGUCGAAAAUCAAGAUUGAAAGCAAUGGAAACAAUGACACAAUUUCUGUCAGGAGAUUCGAAACAAAAUUGCAAAGGUUUUGCAAUGUAGUGCAAGUUAAGAAAACAAGGGCAGGAAAAUUACAUUUUUUUACGGGUUGUAUCCCAAUUUUUUUAAUGUGUGGUACAGAACAAAUGUUAUUUUUAAAUGAGACAGUGGAAGACACCGUCGUCUUUUUCCUGAUGAAAGAAAAUGGCCAAAUAAUAUCUAUUCUUACAGAUUUUCUUCUUCCUGGAAAUUACCUUAUAAAUAGAUUUUUUUCUGAUAACAAGUUUGACUCUUGUCCAGAUGAAUUUUUGAACUUGUACCCCGAAAGCAGGUUAUCAUUACAAGUGAAAAUACUGUCUCCAUAUUUAUCUUCCACAACGGACCCAAUAAAGGGUCACCAUUUCAUUAUGAUUGGUCAUAUUACACAGGAGCCAGUUCAUUACAUUGUUGACGAAAAUUCUAACCUGAAAGCAGUGGUUGAAGAAUUUGAAAAGGAGAAUUUGGAGAGUUGUUUUGAAGUCUCCGUGGAAAAAGAUGCUAAUAAAUGUGAUCAUCUGUUUUAUUGUAUGACUAUGUCCGUGUUGAGGAAGGUAAAGGCACAGUCUGGCGUCAGAAAGAGAACAUUUCAAAUGAGGAUACAGUUUAUUGACGAACUAAUGUUGAAGAGAAAAAAGAAAAAGUCUGGAAACAAUCUAAAGACAAAGGACGUUGUAGAAGUCACAGGGGAUGAUAAAGAGGAAGAUCUAUCUGAACUUGAAGAUGAUUCUAUAUGAUCAAAAGAGGACCUAGAACAAAAUCAGUAAUGUGUUGGGAGGCGAUUAAUUUAUACUGGAAGAGUCUGUGCAGGGUGUUUACAUAUGAUGAAAUAAGAAAUGAUUCAAACUUGUUUUACAGUCACCCUCCACUAAAAAAUAGGAAUUACAAUGCCUUUAAUAAUUAUAUGUUUUUUUUAAAAAUUAUUUUUAUUGAAACAUCUGACAAUUUCAAAUCAACAUGUAUAAUUUUGACCAGAUUUGUGCCAAAUUUCCUCUCUGAUAUUUUUUAUGCAUGAAAAGUUUUACUCUGAGUUACAUACUGUAUUUACAUUAAUUUUAUAAACUUAACUCUUUGUUUAUUGUCACAGCUCAGCUUACAAAUGGUGUUACAUACACUAAUAUACUUAGUAAGUAUAUAUCGACUACGAUGAUACUUUAAAUUUCUGUUCGAACAGGUGUGAUAUUUAUUUAAAAGUAUGUAAUUUGUACUUAAUCAAUACUUGACUUUGUUCUACUCAAUUCUUUUACCUUUAUGUUGUAUAUGGUCUAUGCUUUUACCCCCAUGUUGUAUAGUCUUUGCUUUUAGAUUUAUGUUGUUUGCCUUUACUUUGAUGUU
Molecule: messenger RNA, 1800 nt
Organism: Saccostrea echinata
Lineage: Eukaryota; Metazoa; Mollusca; Bivalvia; Ostreida; Ostreidae
Exons: 3
Coding region: 111-1202 (363 amino acids)
Source: RefSeq, a predicted model, not a curated record